AUGGAGCACAAGCUAUCAGCAAAAGCAAUCAAAAUCCGCCAUCGUCUGACCUUCACAAGAAGCAGCUCCGCACGAGGUACAGCAUCAACACUAGUCUCGCCCAUUGAGACCAAUCCAUCGAACAGCCGUCCCCGAACGGCGCCAAAUCCCGAGUCUCCCACCCAAGACGAGCCAACAUGGGAUCUCAGUGACCCCGAUUCCAACCGAGGCUACAGUUUCACAGAUGACCCAGGCUACUUCCGCCCUGUAUCGCCGUUCAUUGACCGCCAAGAGAUCGAAGAUGACCUCGAAGAUGAUAUCAAACAUGCAUGCGCCAUGCUAUCUCAUAACAUUGAUCGUGGCAUUCCAACCGUAUUAUCCCACCGGAGCGCCGUGCCAGUCUGGACGAAUGCACAAAAUCCCGCUGGUCAGCCUAGUGUCGAUGCAGCGCCUCUAUCUUUAGAACAUCAUGUUAUUCUCCUAUCGGCGCCCAAACCAAUCAACCCCGAAACAGAGAACACCCCGAAACAUGAUUCCGGCGUCGGUAUGAGCUUCAAUUCUCCCAGCCAACUAGGGAGACCAUACGACAGCAGCGCAUCGGGCACAAAUACCUCAACCCGGUUCUAUAACAAACAACCCCCCGCCUCACCACCACACAGCCUAUCAGCAGGAUCCCACUCCCGGAGCCAGAGUCUAACAACAACAUUCGAAGAAGACCAAAGAAAGCGAGCCUACUCAUCAAGCCCGGUUCCCUUCCCAUACAGUCCUCCCCAGCUCAACAGCGAGUGGAAAUUUGAGCCAAUGACGCUCGACAGCCCACUCAGUGAAACCGACCCUCAGCCCGAAGCUACUGAGUCUGAGCUCAAGACAAAGCCACAGACCGCACGUGCUGACAGAAAUGAGAACAAAACUGAGACAUUCUCCCCAGCCAUUUCCCCACCUCUCGGCGGAGUGGAUAGGAAUUGGCUUCGGUCUAGCCGAGACAUCCAACGCCAAUUCGAAAAAAAAGCGACAACCCAAGCCAAAGAGACAAAGCCAGUGAUCCGCUUCUACAGUUCCUAUAACCAAACAACAGGGGAUUUCAACUCGCGUGAAUGGCCAACGAAGAAUUUCUGGGAUCGGGAUCCGAGUGUCUACAGCGAAGACUCACUAGCUUUACCACUGGCUGGAACCUCAUCGAGAUCAGAAACAGGAAACCCCGGAUUGGGUACUGCUUCGACGAAUGAGGAAGAGUUGCCUGGCGAAUACCCGUACCAUACGUUUGCCGGGUCCAGCGGGAUGUCUUACUCGUCUUCUUGUUUGGGGAAUGAGAUUAAGCAACAGGGCCGUGUUUACUCGGUUGAUGUGCCCGGUUUUGCACCUAAAAAUAACCGGCGGAAGAAGGCUUCGCUUUUGUUGAGGAAGUUGGCUGGGCUGGGGAUGAAGAGGAAGGAAAAUGACGGGAAUGGAGUCUGCUGA
Penicillium robsamsonii is the source of this 1437-nucleotide messenger RNA. RefSeq lists its product as uncharacterized. The transcript has a single exon. Bases 1 to 1437 code for a protein of 478 amino acids. The record is from RefSeq and is a predicted model, not a curated record. Lineage: Eukaryota; Fungi; Ascomycota; Eurotiomycetes; Eurotiales; Aspergillaceae.